Messenger RNA from Juglans microcarpa x Juglans regia, 2308 nucleotides. Its product is annotated as putative pentatricopeptide repeat-containing protein At1g17630. NCBI's taxonomy places the organism in Eukaryota, Viridiplantae, Streptophyta, Magnoliopsida, Fagales, Juglandaceae. The record is from RefSeq and is a predicted model, not a curated record. Gene Ontology annotation, biological process: RNA modification. Gene Ontology annotation, molecular function: protein binding; RNA binding.
AUGCUUAAUGCUUCCUCUCAACGUCUCUCACCAAUCUCUGCAUGUUUCCGUAAAGCCCGCCUCGCCUUUAUCACCCAUGACGAGCUUCUUGACGCAUUUAACGACCUUCUUCUACAGUGCUCCACAGCUCGCUUCUGCAAACAAGUUCACACCCAUAUUGUCGUCUCUGGCACGCAUUGGUCAGCGUUCUUGGCCGCUCGGCUUGUGUCGGUUUAUGCACGUUUCGGGAUUGUUACCGAUGCCCGGAAAGUAUUUGAUGCCACCCCAAUUGAGGGUCUUUCCAACUUACUUUUGUGGAAUUCAAUUCUUAGAGCUACUGUCUCGAAUGGGUAUUUUGAAGACGGUUUUAAACUUUAUGAUAAAAUGCGAAAACUUGGGGUUUGGGCUGAUCGGUUCACUUUGCCUUUGGUUAUAAGGGCAUGCGCAUCUAUGGGCAGUUUUAACUUGUGCAAGAAUGUUCAUAGUCAUGUUUUACAAAUGGGUUUCCAGAAUCAUCUUCACGCGGUGAAUGAAUUGAUAGGGAUGUAUGGGAAGAUUGGGCGAAUGGAAGAUGCCCGCCGGUUGUUUGAUAGAAUGGGUAUUAGAAGCCGUAUUUCGUGGAAUACUAUGGUUUCGGGCUAUGCCUUUAACUAUAACUGUGAUGGUGCCUCUGAGAUGUUUUGGCGGAUGGAGUUGGAAGGGUUGGAGCCAAACCCUGUGACAUGGACAUCCUUGUUGUCAAGUCAUGCUCGAUGUGGACGGAAAGAAGAAACCAUAAAGUUGUUUGGUAUUAUGAGGACGAGAGGAACAGGGGCUACCGCUGAAGUGCUUGCUGUUGUGUUAUCGGUAUGUGCUGAUUUGGUUGCAGUUGAUAGGGGUAAGGUCUUUCAUGGUUAUGUUAUAAAGGGUGGUUUUGAAGAUUACUUGUUUGUAAAGAACACCCUGAUAUGCAUGUAUGGAAAAUGUGGAGAUGUAAAGAAUGCACAGAAUUUGUUUUUGGAGAUGGAAAUGAAGAAUCUAGUGAGUUGGAAUGCUUUGAUAACCUCGUAUGCCGAAUCUGGAUUAUGUGAUGAGGCUUUUGCAAUAUUUUCCCAGCUGGAGACUUCAAAUGAUGAUUCUACAGGCAGACCUAAUGUCAUAAGUUGGAGCGCUGUUAUCAAUGGAUUUGCUUCCAAAGGACGAGGUGAGGAGUCUUUGGAACUCUUUAGGAAAAUGCAGCUUGCCAAAGUUAUGGCUAGCAGUGUGACACUUUCUGGUGUUUUAUCAGUUUGUGCAGAGUUAGCGGCACUGAAUCUUGGUAGGGAAGUACACGGUCAUGCGGUUAGGGCUCUGAUGGAUAGUAACAUCUUGGUAGGAAAUGGCUUGAUCAAUAUGUAUUCAAGGUGUGGAAGUUUCAAGGAAGCACAUUUGGUGUUCGAGAAAAUUGAUGGUAGGGAUUUGAUCUCAUGGAACUCAAUGAUUGCAGGGUAUGGGAUGCAUGGACUUGGUGAAAGUGCUUUAAAAACUUUUGAUCAGAUGAUUGAAUCUGGAUUAAAGCCAGACAGUGUCACCGUUAUUGCGCUUCUUUCUGCUUGUAGUCAUGCUGGGUUUGUUGAUGAGGGUCGUAGGCUGUUUAAUCAAAUGAUUAAAGAGUUUAGGAUUGAACCCCAGAUGGAGCAUUAUUCUUGCAUGGUUGAUCUCCUUGGGCGUGCAGGGUUUUUACAGGAAGCAAGUGACAUUGUAAAAAGCAUGCCAAUGGAACCCAAUGAUUGUGUUUGGGGCGCCCUUCUGAAUUCUUGUAGGAUGCACAAAAAUACAGAUGUCGCAGAAGAGACUGCCUCCUAUAUUUUUAAUCUGAAUUCGGACACAACUGGGAGCUACAUGCUGCUCUCAAAUAUUUAUGCUGCAAGUGGCAGGUGGGAGGAUUCUGCAAGGGUGAGGGUCUCAGCAAAGACAAAAGGUUUGAAGAAAAUCCCUGGCCAGAGUUGGAUUGAGUUAAAGAAAAAGCUUCAUGUGUUCUCAGCAGGGAACGCUGAGCAACCAGGGUUGAAGAAGGUUUAUGAGAUCCUUGAGGAAUUGGCACUUCAAAUGGAAACUGAAUGCAGUACACUUGAUAACAGCAUCCUGGACAAAAAUGUUGAUGAGGAAACGAAACUAAUGCUUGCAGCAUAAUGGGAGGCUGGCUAGCUAUUGCUUUUGGUCACAUCAUCAAAUGUUCCUACUAGGAAUAUUUCAUUCUGAAAUAGAUCGAUCUACUUUGCUUGUUUUUCCAUGGAAGGACCUUCUUCUUUGCUUAGAGAUGAGGGAUGCCAUUGUAAAACAUGCACAAUUUCGGUCGUCUUAAAUAAAA